ACUCUUUCCCUUCGUAUAAAAAUAAAGAUUUAAAAAAGAUCAUCUUGUGUUUGAACAUUUCCAAUAUUUUUAUAUAAAAAGAGAAGUUACGUAAGCAGCCUCGAAAAGUAUUCCUAAAGAACAAUGUCAACACAGUCAAAACAAGGUGAUUUAGAAAGGCAAACUAGUGAUCCCGCCUCCUUGACUUCAGUCUGAAUGAACACGCCUCCGGACUCCUAAAACUUAAGAACUCCCGAGUGAGAAGGACAGACGGUCUCAGCCGGUGCUGAGUCCUCCAUCUGAGAAGCUCCUGGUUUAAAACACACCGGAUGGAAAAUGUCUGAGGCGGUCAAACCUGUCACGUCUUUCCUCAUCGAGGACAUUCUGUCCAGUAAAGGCUCAACAGGAUUUAAAGGUAAAUUGAAGACAGACAGAUGCUCUCAGCGGAAGGAGGAUUCAGAACAGAUUCCUCCUCAGGAGUAUGAAAAUCAGACAGAGUCUGUGGACACAUCCUGCUGCGGCUCCUCACAGCUGACUUUAACCUCCACAGGGAAGCAGAAGCGCUCCCGAGCGGCGUUCACCCACCUCCAAGUGCUGGAGCUGGAGAAGAAAUUUAACCACCAGAAGUACCUGUCCGCCCCCGAGAGGGCUCACCUGGCCAGCUCCUUAAGACUGACUGAGACCCAGGUGAAAAUCUGGUUCCAGAACAGGAGAUACAAAACCAAAAGAAAGCAGCAAACAUCCGAGCUGUGCAGGGAUGCUUACAAAGCAGACAGUCUGGGACUAAGAGAGGAUCUGGUCAGAUCAUCGCUGAUUACCUCCUUCUAUAAAGCCUAUCAAUACAGACCUUACCUUUGGGACUGCAGCGGCUCCUGGGCUCCAGCGUUGUGGUGAAAGUGCCUCAUGAUUCACUGUAUUAAAGCAGUUUUCUGUUUGACGAGGACUUCAUUUAUCUGCAGCUUCUGCAAACUGACAAAAAAUUCCUUAAAUUGUAAUCUCCUUGGAUCUGAUGUGGAUUUACAAAUCGAAGAAUCCCCCUGCUGAAUUAACAGUGUCUCCCCACAAAAAUAUGUGUGAAUCAUUCACAAUCAUGAUGUUUUUUUUGUGACAACAACACAGAUGAAAAUGAUUUUAUUAAACACAUUUUUUUAAUGUAAGUGUAAAUCAAACCAACAAAUGAGAGUCUCUUAAAGGGGCAGCAACAACUGUGGACUGUGUGUGAAAUCAUCAGCGUUUUGACAUUGUGGGUCUGAAAGCAUUUAAAGUAUCUGCAGUUGAACUCUAUGACUGCACUGAGAUAUGUGUGAUGUUGUCAGUGAGGGCUAAAGAAUGAGACCUGGUUCCUUUAAAGAGCCACUGAUCUGAUUACACAGAGAUAGUGAGUUUUCUACAGAUGAGAUCAUAAGGAGGGUAACUGUAAAGAGUUGAAGUCAGCAUUUGAGACUGUUUUUUUUUUUGUUUAUUUGUUUUUUGAUGUUUCUCCUUGACGACGAAGUGGAAAAUGCCCCAAAAGAACAACAAAUGUGUGUAAAAUCACAAAUAGAAGGACAGAAGCAAAAAGAAAAAAAUGUACCAAAAUAAGAAUCUUAGCCCAAAUCAGAGACAAGCUGUUUUUUUUCUAGAUAAGAACAAGUUAAAGAAGCGAUGUCAGUUUUUCAGUUACUGAGAAGUGAAGCGGAACGGCCAUCAUGUUCACCUCUUAAGGUAACGCACCAGUGAUAGUAUUGUAAAGCAGACAGUGUUGAUGGAUUGAAAAGAGAAGCAGAUUUUUUUAAAUGCAAAGAUGGAAAAAUAAGUUAAAAUAUUUAAGAGUGUGUGGUUCACAUACAUUCUGUUCUAUGUAAAAUUCUGCUUUAAAUAAAAGCAAGUGCUGACUGCAGAAAUGUGCUGAUGUGUUUCUCUGACUGCAUUCCAGACGCCAGAGGGCUCAGAAUCAAAUAGUUCAACAGAUAAUUUACUUAGGCUAUACUUUAAUAGGAAAACACUCCGACAAUAAUCAAUACCUCUACAAGCAUACAGGCAAUUUGGAGUUUGGUGUUUUGCUCAAGGGAUCUUCAGUUUUAUCAUUUCCAAUCAGGGUCCCUGGGUUGCUGGAGCCUAUCCCAUCUACCAAAGGGGAAAGUCGGGUAAAUCCUCAUCAGUACAUCUUAAAGUUGAACUUAAACAAAUGACCACACUCACCCAAGAAUCAGCAAAAAAAAAAAAAAGAUACAUCGCCCAUUGCUUGAACGUCCCAUUCCAACUAUAUAUUUUUUCCAUUGUAAAAUAGUUCCCUGUUGUCUUUUAGUUAUGAUUAUGUAGUUGUUAGCAAAAAUCAAAAAACCCGUGUCAUAUUUUAACUAAAUAGUUAAUUCCAGAGCAGCAGGAGCUCAUUAGAAUCUCACCUCUGACUGUUGACACAGAAGUAACCACAUUUAUAUCCCAGCAUUCCUUUGCUUACAUUCUCUCCCGCUAGCUUACAGCCUCACACACCGCAAGCUAACUCUAGCGUAGCAAAAAAAACAAAAACCCUCUCAUGCACGAGGAGAAAAUGAAACUCCACACAGAAAGGACCCAGCCGGGCUUCCUUCAGACUGUGGGAAUCA
Molecule: messenger RNA, 2564 nt
Organism: Oryzias melastigma (Indian medaka)
Lineage: Eukaryota; Metazoa; Chordata; Actinopteri; Beloniformes; Adrianichthyidae
Gene: nkx3-1
Product: NK3 homeobox 1
Exons: 2
Coding region: 316-873 (185 amino acids)
Biological process (GO): regulation of transcription by RNA polymerase II; cell differentiation
Cellular component (GO): nucleus
Molecular function (GO): RNA polymerase II cis-regulatory region sequence-specific DNA binding; DNA-binding transcription factor activity, RNA polymerase II-specific
Source: RefSeq, a predicted model, not a curated record